This is a messenger RNA of Suricata suricatta (meerkat), 945 nucleotides long. RefSeq names its product olfactory receptor 52Z1. Gene Ontology annotation, molecular function: olfactory receptor activity; G protein-coupled receptor activity. The record is from RefSeq and is a predicted model, not a curated record. Lineage: Eukaryota; Metazoa; Chordata; Mammalia; Carnivora; Herpestidae. Gene Ontology annotation, biological process: G protein-coupled receptor signaling pathway. Gene Ontology annotation, cellular component: membrane. Bases 25 to 945 code for a protein of 306 amino acids. The transcript is spliced from 2 exons.
AUCUCUGAAGCUCAUGUUCCUGAUAUGUGGUAUGUCCUGACUGGAAUCCCAGGACUUCAAGAUUCUCAUGCUUGGAUCUCCAUCCCUAUCUGUUCUAUGUACAUUUUGGCCAUCAUAGGCAACAUCUUCUUGAUCUUCCUGAUUGUAACUGAGCGCAGUCUCCAUGAGCCUAUGUAUGCCUUCCUUUCCAUGCUGGCCUUAUCCGAUGUCCUGCUCUCCACAGCCACAGCCCCCAAGAUGCUGGCCAUCUUCUGGUUCCAUUCCAUGGAUAUAUCCUUUGGUAGUUGUGUAUCUCAGAUGUUCUUCAUCCAUUUCAUCUUUGUGGCAGAAUCUGCUAUUCUCCUGGCCAUGGCAUUUGACCGCUAUGUGGCCAUCUGUCACCCACUGAGAUACACCACCAUCUUAACCUCAUCAGCCACUGGGAAAAUUGGCAUCACAGCUGUGGCCAGGAGCUUUAUCAUCUGCUUUCCGUUCAUCUUCCUGGUACACCAACUUAGGUAUUGUGGGAGAAACAUCAUUCCCCAUUCUUACUGUGAGCACAUGGGCAUUGCCAGAUUGGCAUGUGACAAUAUUAGUGUUAAUAUCAUUUAUGGCCUGACUGUGGCCUUACUGUCUACAGGACUAGAUAUUGUUUUCAUAAUUAUGUCCUACACAAUGAUCCUUUGCACAGUAUUUCAGAUACCUUCCUGGCCGGCCAGAUUCAAGGCCCUCAACACAUGUGGUUCCCAUAUCUGUGUGAUACUUAUGUUCUAUGUCCCAGCAUUCUUUUCAUUUUUUGCCCAUCGCUUUGGAGGUAAAACCAUCCCUCACCAUAUCCACAUCCUAGUAGCCAACCUCUAUGUGGUAGUGCCUCCUAUGCUAAACCCCAUCAUUUAUGGGGUGAAAACCAAACAGAUUCAAGACCGAGUAAUUUUGUUUUUCUCUCCCAUCAGCACAUGUUGUUAA